CGUGCGGGGCUUCCGGCGGCGCUGGCGCGGCGGCGGUGGCGGCGGUGCGCGGCCCGGGGUGCUCCGCCCUCCGGACGGGAAUUAAAAUGCUUUCUAUGGGGACUUCUGUGUCUGAUGUCAGCACUCUUUUGAAGACUUACUUUGUUGCUUGGCUUAAAGGAAGAUGAUGUUGUUAAUGAACUCUGGGCAUCCCUCAAGGGACUGGUGACCCUUCUGUCAUUGGUGAAUGCUGUCAUGGACAACUUCAAAGGCUCUUUUCCACAACACCACGAGCAGUUAAUGCACCUUGUAAAGGACUCCGGACCUUUUGCAUCUUCCUAAAGUCAUACCUAGAUGCCACCAGUGUUUCCCAUGUUAACAGUCCUGAGCAUGUUUUACUACAUGUGCCUUCGGCGCCGAGCUAGGACAACGACGAGAGGAGAAAUGAACAGCCGGAGGGCUAUUGAAUCAAACACCAGAGCCUUACCUAUCAACGUUGAAAUAGUUCAAUAUGCCAAAGAAGUGUUGGAUUUCAGCUCUCACUAUGGCAGUGAAAACAGCAUGUCCUAUACCAUGUGGAAUUUAGCAGGUAUUCCAAACGUGUACCCGAGUUCCGGGGACUUCACUCAGACUGCUGUCUUUCGAACUUACGGGACCUGGUGGGAUCGUUGCCCUAGCGCUCGGCUGCCGUUCAAGAGGACACCAUCCAACUUCUGUAGCCAAGACUAUGUGGAACUUGCUUUUGAGGAACCAGUUUAUCCCACUGCAGUGCACAUUCUGGAAACGUAUCAUCCCGGAGCUGUAGUCAGGAUUUUGGCAUGCUCUGCAAAUCCUUACUCACAAAAUCCACCAGCUGAAGUAAGAUGGGAAAUCCUUUGGUCUGAAGCACCUACAAAGGUGAAUGGUCCUCAGGCUCGACAGUUCACACCCUGCAUCAAACAGAUAAACUUUCCCACAAACUUAAUCCGACUGGAAGUGAACAGCUCUCUUCUAGACUACUACACUGAAUUGGAUGCAGUAGUACUACACGGUGUGAAGGAAAGACCGGUGCUUUCACUUAAGACUUCAAUGAUUGAUAUGAACGAUAUUGAUGAAGAUGAGGAUGAGGAAAAGUAUGGCUGUGGAAUGGACACCCUUAAUAAACAGUUCAGCAUUGUUACCCUCAGGGAAUGGCCGACUAAUGGAUAUUUUGAUAAACUGCCUUAUGAGCUCAUCCAGUUGAUUUUGAGUCACCUUACAGUACCUGACCUGUGUAGACUAGCGCAAACUUGUAAGCUACUGUAUCAACAUUGCUGUGAUCCUCUACAGUACAUUCAUCUCAGUUUACAACCUUACUGGGCAAGGAUUAAUGACACAUCUCUGGAAUGCCUACAGUCUCGCUGCACUCUCAUCCAGUGGCUGAAUUUAUCUUGGACUGGAAACAGGGGAGCCAUCUCUGUUUCUGGAUUUAGCAGGUUCUUGAAAGUUUGUGGCUCAGAACUAGUACGUCUUGAAUUAUCUUGUGGACAUUUCCUCAAUGAAACUUGCUUGGAGGUCAUUACUGAAAUGUGUCCAAAUCUUCAGGAAUUAAACCUCUCAUCAUGUGAUAAAAUACCACCUCAGGCUUUCAACCACAUAGCCAAAGUGGGCAGCUUAAGGCGUCUCAUUCUCUACCGAACAAAAGUGGAGCAAACGGCCCUGCUCAGCAUUCUGAACUUCUGCUCGGAGCUGCAGCACCUCAGCCUGGGCAGCUGCGUCAUGAUCGAAGACUAUGACCUCAUAGCAAGCAUGAUGGGAGCAAAAUGCAAAAAGCUUCGCAGUCUGGAUUUGUGGAGAUGUAAAAACAUCACUGAAAGCGGAAUAGCAGAAUUGGCUACAGGCUGCCAGCUUUUGGAAGAACUUGAUCUUGGCUGGUGCCCUACGUUACAGAGCAGUACAGGCUGUUUCACAAACCUUGCACGUAAACUCCCCAACUUGCAAAAGCUCUUCCUGACAGCCAACAGGUCUGUGUGUGACACGGACAUCGAGGAGCUGGCUGCUAACUGCACGCACUUACGGCAGCUGGAUAUCUUGGGGACGAGGAUGGUAAGCCCUGCAUCUUUAAGAAAAUUGCUGGAGUCUUGUAAAGAUCUUUCUUUACUCGAUGUGUCCUUCUGUUCACAGAUUGAUAAUAGAGUUGUCCUAGAGCUGAAUGCCAACUUUCCUAAUGUGUUCAUAAAAAAGAGUUUCACCCAGUGACUCACCACAUAUGCUGCUGUGGGAUACGUUUGACAAGAGUCGUUUCCUGUGAAUUUAUGCUGACUUUUUAAAAGGAGGAUAUAAAUCCCCUGUGAAACAGUGACAAGUAUUGUCUACAAAACAAAGAGUAAAAUACACUUAAACACAAGAUGCAUUUCUUAAAGAGGUAAUAUUGCACCUAAGGAUUGUUUUACUCUGUGUUAAUUGGUGGCACUGCAUGUUUUUAAACACCAGCCACGGGUGUGGCUUUAAUGAGAAGCAAAGUCAUAAUGUCUUCUUCAGUGUCCCUUUAUAGGGUGUUACAGACAAUAAACUAUGUUAAUAUCCGGGGGGAAGCAGAAGUUCAGUGUUUAGCAGUAAGGAGAAGAUAAGUGCUUCCUUUUUCUGUAGAUGUGUUUGUGUGUGUAUAUAGAUGUAUUUGUAUAUACACACACAGAUACUGUAGCAUUCUAGUUGGGUCUACAGCUUAAGAUACCAGGAUCUGGCCUGUAAUUAGUUGUCUGAACGUCUGUUUAAGCUUCUGCAAGAAUGGAUUGAAGAGACACUUUGUCGUCUUCGUGAGGUUUUUUUUGGCAACAAAUUGUUUCUGAUACAUUUUUCUCCCUUCCUCUCCCUAAAAUAGAUGUAAUGGUGUCUCACAGUCCAGCCUAAGUGACACAGUAGAUAAAGGCAGGAACCUUCCACCCAAAAUGAAAAGAGAAAAUUGCCAGGUGCUUCUUGGUAUUGGAUAUAAAGUUUGAGCCAGGUACUUAGUGUUGUAACUGGUAAUGUGUAGAAAAGCCCAGAGCAAUUUUCUGUUCAAAUUCCUAUCCUGGUCAAGCCCUAACUUGUCAUUUAUCUGACCAUCCUGCAGCAUACUGUAAAAGAAUAGAACUUAGGCUAAUGCAUUGGCAACUGUCCCUUACACUGGCAUCAAAUCUGCUGUCAAGUGUGAAAGCAAACAUCUUUGUUCAGUGAAACAGCAAGGACAGUAUAACAGAGUGGAAACAAGGGCAAUAUGGUUUGGUGGUUUAAGAAUCAUCAGAUCUUAGUGUUGCAUUUGCUUUGGUUUGGGGUGUUUUUUUUGGUUUGCCAGUAGGCCAUUGCUCAAAGUACUAUUGCACUCUCUCUCUUUCACGCUGUUUAGCCUCUGGAGAAGGAAAACUGUGUCACUGGACAAAUUCUAGAGGUUUCUCCUCCUUGGAUGAAGUUUUUGUCUCUUUUUCCUUGAAUACCACUAGAGUAUGUUGCAAUGUACAACCUGAGUUUAGAAUCUUACCUUUGUAGCCAUUGUCGAUUACCACGGACCAUGAAAUACAGCCUGUCCUUUGAUUUCGGUUCCACUGCCCUUGUGUUGAUGGCACUUACUACCUACUGGAAGAAGGAGAGAAACAUUUUGCCUGGCAGAAGCACAUUGUUGCACGGAAGAUCACUGGCAAAGAGCACUUCAGUUCCUGCAGUAAAUAACCCAGCGCUACUAGAGGGCUGCCACAGGUCAUUAAAGAUUGGAUGAUCUCUGCGACUCCUUCGAAUGAACGCUUUGAACUCUUUGUGCUGGUGCCAAUGCUUUACAAACCAUGUCAUGAAACAGCUACAGAACAUUUAUAUGAUUUUAUAGAAAGACCUUUUUUCCUCAUGUUUUUAGGUUUUACAGAGUCUUUUGGGAAUUCCAGAUCCGAAGAAGGGCAUGCACAGUUGGCUUUUUGAUUUGAUUUCCUCCAUGCAGAUAGCACUAUGGGAUUUCCAACUAGAUCGUGCCAUUCCUUUUUCUUCCUCCUUUUUUGCUUUUAACCAGAAAACUGAACAUUGUCAGAGACCUUUAGAUUGAUUUACUUGGGUUUUUUUCCACACUGACAGGUGUCAGCUUUGCUAUGGUUAUUUCUGAGACCUCAUUUUUUCCAGUCAGGUUUGGGUUGAUUUAUUUUUCUGGGAAAUCACCUUUUAACUACUUUUUUUUAAUCUACAAGUACUAUUUUUUUCUUUGUAACUGAGUGUUAAAGAUUAUUGUUCAAGUCCUAGGAGAACACAGGUUCAGGUAAUGGGAGUUUACAAAGAACAGUAUCUCAAAACAAAACGUUUCUGUUGUGAAAUUUUCCUUCUCAGGGUGCAUCUGUGUUUAUCUCCUCUUUUGUUUUCUUAGAGAUCCUUCUUGUUUUUCACUGUAAAUAGAAUGAGAUGUGAAUGAAGUGGUUGCCAUUGUGCCUUCAAACCGAUAAACUUGGUACAUAAUACAGUUUUACUCCUACAGUGGAUCAAAUAAGUGUAUUUGUAGUGAUGUAUGUAUAAAGGAUUUCAUUCUCUGUUGCUUUUUAGAUAGUGUAAAGGAGGUUUAAAUUGACAUUUUCUUCAUACUAAAGGAUAUUUCUUUUCUUGUGCCUUCUGUUUCAAGUUGGUUUUGUCAGGAAUCCUGUUGUCAAUGGAAAGGUAAAUCAAAGUCUACCUUUUAUUUGGGCUUAUUUAAAACUUAGCUAUUACCAAUCACAUGACCAGGAAAGACUUCCAUCUGUAGUUGUAGACUUUAACCUUCAGUCAGCAGGUAAGAAGCUCUUUUAGCUGUGGCUUUAUACAUCCAAGAAGUCUUCCAGCAAAGAGAGGGUGUAGACCAGACUUGACAUUUCUUCUAUUUCCAGGGUAAAGAAAACAACAUGCUUUUAGACCUUCCUUAUACAUCACAAGCAAGAAUAGGUCACUGUCUUUUUAGUUCCGCUCUUUUAUACUUCUGUGUGUAUAUUUAUACAUAUGUAUGUAUAAAUUAUAUAUCUGCACACCUGUGUUUGUGUAUAUAUAUGUACAACAGUGUGGUGGCUGUGUACAUACUUGUACAUAUAUCUAAAUCGUAAAGCCUUUCAUGUCAAAAUCACUUCUGUGAACUGAAUGUAAGAGCAAGAGAUGUUUCACAGCAGUUCUGUUUUCAGCUAUUGUUUUACUGUAGCUGGAGGCUGAGUUCUUCCUCUCCUCCUGUGCAGCAGGAAAAGCCUGGGCGGGAGGUGUGCUGGAUUUCCUGUGUUGCUGUGCCAAAGUGCCUUUUGAUUUGUCUACAUGUGAGGGCUAUUACAAGGGAGGGGAGAGUGGGGAUGCAAAGUCCCAUAGCUACUGUGGACUUCUGCCUUGUGAAGUAGUUGGACAGAGGGAAACUUGUUCUAGUUUCAUAUAAUCCAAAAUGCAUGAUGGCAGUUCCUCACUGGAAGGAGUUUAAGUGUUCUGGAAUUGGGUGGUCACCUCCAACACUAGACCUUCCCUCAGUCAUCUUACCUAAAUUCUGCUUUUAAGGAUAUUCCAUGCUUUUUUAAUCUUCUCCUUUGAUCUUGUCAGUCUUUCUGAAGUAUUGUAAAAGAUGUGCUUUGGCAACAGAUGUUGUUAAUGUGCUCCAAGAAGAGAGGCUUGCUUGGAAGUGCUUCUUAAACUAAAGGAGGGCUUCAGUACCAUCUGGAUGAAGUCAAUGUGGGGUGUGAUUUUCAAAACAAUAGGAUAGUUUUUACAAUUUAAAGCAUCUUCCUAACUCUUGGAAGCUUCCAUUCAGCACUUGUAUUCAUCAUUCUGAGCUGUCAGGCUAGAUAGCUCUAUGAAAAUGAAUGGGGUUUCUGUUGUUUAGAUUGUGGCCAUGAGUAAGUACAUUAGUGAGCAGCAAGAACAGUUUUGUGUAGGAGUUUGAACCUUACAAUCUCCAUGUACUUGGAGAUCUAAAUUUCAGGCAAAAUAACCCUCAAACUCUUGUAUUUACUGCCUGAUCUUUUUUUCCUUGGAGCUCUCAUGCCAGCUUUUCCAAAUGCUCAGUGUCCUGUAUUCAUGGUACACAGUGAGUAGAAUUCAUCUGACUGAAUGUUAGCUGUCUGAAAGUUAGACAUCUAGUUUAAGGGAGAAAUCUGGCCACCUCUAGAGAGCUAUUAAUCUCCUCCUAAGAUAGAUAUUUAAGGAAAGUAGAAUGAAUCAUGUUCUGGAGAGCUUCUCUGGAGACUGUGGAAGCUGUGAUUUAUCUCAGGUGAGAUGCUUGGCUUUAGAAUACUGAACUGAGAUGAAUUGCAUUCAGGGCAGUACUGUCUCAGAGUAGCAAAAAAAACCCAAGACCAGAACAUCCAUCCCCAGACCUCAAACCCCUCUAAAAUCCAUCCAGAGAGAAGUAAAUUAAAGAGAUGCUGACAGCUUGAAAAGUCAGUGUUCCUUCUGUCCUCAAGUCCCUUGCCAGUGGUGGUGGGAUGUCUUUAUGUUCUGUGGAAAUGCAUCCCCUUCCUCUGUCCUAAAGUCUGACGUACCCGACUGGCUGUAACUGCCUGAAGUUAACGGGGAAACGUAAUUAAUGCAUUACAGCUCUUUUGAUAAUCUUUCAUAUUGCUAUAAUUAAGACUAUGACUAGUUUAACUGCUCUCCUGUCAAGCAGAAAUGUUACCCACUGUGCAUUUGCCAAGAAUUGUGUGUUUAGUCCUUGGUUCUUACUGCGUGUGCUUAUUGCAUCGUGUGGAAUGUGUUUCCCACGUCAGGACUACCCCAGUUACAGAAACGAGACGAAAUGUAGCAUUUUCUUACAUGGAGGUCAGGGGAGGUGACUUUACAUAUUGAUUUACAUGUUCAUUGUUACUCUUUUGCAGUGAUUCUGGAAGUUGUAGCUUUUGAAAUGCUGAGGCUGGAAGUUCCUUGUUGAGUGCUUCCGUACUGCGUUAGACACAAUCAACACUUACUUCCCCCGACUCAAAGCAUUUGUCCUUCACUGAGACGAUCAUUUCCAUCAUUUUAGGAAUCCAAAUUGACAAAGAAAUCCAAGAAUGAGCUCUUUUGAGUAUCACCAGACAUGGGCUUCCAAAUUGACAAAGAAAUCCAAGAAUGAGCUCUUAAGUAUGACCAGGCAUGGGAGAGAUGGUGAGAACAGACAUGAGGAAGGGCUAAGGUGUGAGUCUCAUGCAUUAUCUUCAAAGAAGAGGUGGCCCUUUUUAAGAAGGUUUAGCCACAGUAAUAGCAGACAAUGGUGGGCCUUUCCUUAUAAGCUGAUGGACUAAGUAACUGUAAUUUUAACUCAAGUACUUCUAGUUUCUCCCUGUCUUGUUUUCAAUAGGACAAUCAUCCUAAAUUGAAGGGGAUCCUUUGUGAGGAACUAAGGUGGGAUUUUUUUCUGGCAUAAUUUAUUCCUUUUCUAAAAACAAAUAAAGGAAGGCCCUCAACUAUUUGAAUGAAAGCUCUCUCUUUCCUUGGGUGCUGAAGAAAUGCAAACCUCAAGAAAAAAGAAACAAAGGAGAACUUAUCCAGGUUUAUCUGGAAACUCAGAUAAUAAAUAGCCAGAAGUGUUUUAAAUGUGAGGAAAGGAAGUGCAUUCUUCUAGAUCAGCUCUUAAUCUUUGCCAGAAACUUAGUUUCCCUUAUAAUUUCACGUGCUCAUCCUUCUGACUCAACAUGUAGCAUUUAAAUGCUCUUAAUAUUGACCUUUCAUAUAUGUGCUUGUGCUGCAGUUCCUGGUAUGUGUAAAGCUGAAUCUUUUUUCAAUUAGUCCUUUUUUUGUGGACAAAUAAAAUGCAGUUUUGGGGUAAAAAUGGUAAAGAGGAGGAUCAGGACAAGAGAAGGCUCAGGGGCAGCCUUACCAAUGCAUAGGAAUACCUGAUGGAGGUGGGGAAGAAAGAAGAAGGAGUCAGAUUAUCCUCAGCGAUGCCCACAGACAGGGCAAGAAGCGGUGGGCACAAACUGAAACACAGGAGACACUCUCUGAAGACAAGAUGAUGCAUUUUGUGGUAAGGGUGACCAAGCCCUGACACGGGUUUCCUGCAGGGGCUGUGGAGUCACCAUCCUUUCAUAGAACCAUAGAAUUGUUGUGAAAAAGACCUUUUAAGAUCGAGUCCAACCCCUCACCUCACAGAGCCAGGCCCAUCACUGAACUAAACCAUGUCCCUCAGCACCUCAUCUGUGUGUCUGUUGAAUAUCUCCAGGGAUGGUGACUCCACCAGCUCCCUGGGCAGCCCCUUCCAAUGCUUCAUAAUCCUCUGGGUGAAAAAGUUCUUCCUCAAGUCCAAUCUAAACCUCCCCUGGUGCAACUUGAGCCCAUUUCCUCAUGUCCUGUCAUUCGUUACUGGACAGAUCAACCCCUUCCUCUCUACCUCACUACAACUCUUUCAGGGCAGUGCCACAGAUUUCUGUGUAUACACUGUUCUCAAACUAACAGAGGCAAACGUAAAACAGAUUUGGAAACUAAUAGUGUAUGCUUGGAGUUAUUUUAGAGUAGUUACUGAAAGUGACUUAAAAGUACCCAGGAAUUGGUGUGUUCUCAGGGGGACCUUGCACUUUCUGAUUUAACUUCCACAUCCAGACAAGGAAUGAGGAGGAAUGGCAUCUCCAGGCCUUCAGGUUAAAAUACCUGAACCCAGCACCUGGAUGCAUUUGAAGAAAAAUGAAUCCUACUAGAUGUCUCCCUGUAGCCCCCCCCUUUAAUAACCAGCAACAAAAUACUUGCACUGCAUUUAUGAUUAAACAGGACCCUCCGUUUAUCUGACGUAGCAAUGGGAGUUUGGGUCGUGUUACAACAAACUCCUGCUGUGUUACCUUUUAAAGGGACUCAUUCCUGUUCAAGGUGGAAGGGCAGCAAUAGAGGGGAGAGUUCCAGACACUGUGUGUAAAUAGCUCUGCUGGGCAUUCUCUGCCAGUAAGCACCACCAGCAAGUUUAUGUCUUGUUCUAAACAAGUUGAGAAAGACAAAAGGGAUAAUUGCCUCUAAGCAGAUUUUUGAUAGCUGGAGGGUGUUUGUGUCAUCUGAUAUUAAAUAUCCAGGGUAGAUAUUGAAGUGUGGAAAGUAAUCCCCUACUCUGGGUGGAUAGGUUUCUUCCACAGGGUUAUUUGGAUCAAGAGGUCAAUCUUAAACUGAGGUCUUGACCUCUCGAGAAACUGAGGUCCACACAGACCCCAGAAAACUGCUCUUAUGAACUGGCCUCCUGACCAAGGCCUCCUGUCCUAGCACAUGUGGGUUCAGAGGAGGUUGUUUGCCCUGUGGUGCUCUCUCUUAGCCCCCCAGUUUCCCUUGCUUCCACCAAAGGCCACUGCUUGCUUUGCUCUGUUGGUUGAACUGUAUCUGGUCGCUCCCUGCAACGUGUCUUGGCUAAAAGUGUUCAAAGUCAUGAAGCUUUUUUACCCUCCCAAGUCAGGUAUUAAAGCCAGCUGAAGCAAGAGGGCAUUUAACUUCAGUGAGAAGAACAGCAAGCAGCAGGUGAGAGCAUUUUGGUUGUGCAAAUGUUUUCAUUCAGGUUAGCAUAAACAGGGGUGCCCACUCUUGGCUGUGGCCCAAGGCUCCUUAACGUUCAGAUAGUUCACCUCAGUAGCGUGUCGUAAAGACGCCCAAAAUGAGGUGCUUUAUUUUCACCUCAUCAUUGUGAUUCAAGCCCUAAAGUAGAAGAUGCUGUUGUGAACACAUGAGAACGUGCAGAUCCUGCCUGGCUUCUGUACAGUUCUCAGAGAAGCAGCCAUUGGAAGGUGCAGGUGAGAGAGGCUCAUCGGAGCAUAUUUAAGUCACGGUGAGGGCAGCGGUUCCCGGAGAUGUGUUUCUGGACUGUUCCCUGAUGUUAAGCUCCACAGGCCCACAAAGCUGCCAUCCACCACUUUGCACCCCUGCAGGCCUAAAUACAGUCAGUAUUCCACGAGCUGCAUCUGGAUGUGCAGUCAUAGACCCCAAGUGUGCUCUCUGCUGUCGUUGGGUGAUGUGCACAUUCAGCGUUAACCCCAGCUCUCUUUCUUUGCUCCUCUUGAUACACUAGCAGCGUUCACCUUGGCAUCUUCUGUAUGCUUGUUUUGAAUGUUUCCCUCUGAGGCUUGUGCAUUUGUUUUUAUACUUAGGCAAGUUCUUGAUUCCAAUUCAAAAUCACAUGUGUUUUCCCCUCUCAGUACCCUGCUUGACCAACAUGAAAGGGCAGGUAGGUUAUUAGUGGUGUGUUACUUCUGUUCAGGUCUCCCUCCUGAAUCUUCUCUCCCUGGGUAAACCCAAAGGGCUGUGUGUGUAUGCAAGCAAAGCUCAUUCACAGAUACCUGACAGCUCUUUGUUUUAAUACCCUUGGCUCCUAGCACAAUAUGCUUUUGUGGUAUAAGGUACAAGGUUUGCUUGAAGACUCACAAAGCAGAAACGUUAGCCCCAUUGUUUAUAAAUGAGUGACUUUAUUACAGAGAAAUCCUGUAACACCUUCUGUUGCUAACUGAAAAGACAGUUCCUUUUUAUCUUAAAAAGUUAAUUAUGUAUUUAUACACCACUUAUUUCCUUUUAUUAAAUUAAGCCCUGCUUUAUUCUGACAUAUUGGAUCACUUAAAAUGUCAUAACACUGCAUUGUACCGUGUUAUUCUGUUACUGCCAAUACAAAGAAAUGAAUGCCCUCCCUGAGUUGUCAGGAUCUGCUGACUCAGAGAUGACAGAAAGGUGUUAAAAUAUAUCCCACCUAUAAUAUUUCUCUUGCUUUGCACUUAAUUUGUUUCCCUUUGUCUGCGUUGCAAAAAUCCAAGUGUACAUAAAACGAUGACUAAAUAUAACAAUAAAUGCUUUAUCUACAUCCA
This is a messenger RNA of Colius striatus (speckled mousebird), 10676 nucleotides long. RefSeq names its product F-box and leucine rich repeat protein 4 (gene FBXL4). Gene Ontology annotation, biological process: SCF-dependent proteasomal ubiquitin-dependent protein catabolic process. Gene Ontology annotation, molecular function: protein binding. The record is from RefSeq and is a predicted model, not a curated record. The coding region runs from base 334 to 2196 and encodes 620 amino acids. Gene Ontology annotation, cellular component: SCF ubiquitin ligase complex. Lineage: Eukaryota; Metazoa; Chordata; Aves; Coliiformes; Coliidae. The transcript is spliced from 9 exons.